This is a messenger RNA of Helianthus annuus (common sunflower), 1347 nucleotides long. Its product is annotated as protein FAR-RED IMPAIRED RESPONSE 1-like. The transcript has 3 exons. The record is from RefSeq and is a predicted model, not a curated record. Lineage: Eukaryota; Viridiplantae; Streptophyta; Magnoliopsida; Asterales; Asteraceae. Gene Ontology annotation, molecular function: zinc ion binding. Gene Ontology annotation, biological process: regulation of DNA-templated transcription. The coding region runs from base 1 to 1347 and encodes 448 amino acids.
AUGGGUUCUGAGAUUUAUAUUGCAAUGAACAAAUUUGAUAAUUUUACAGGUAUCAAGGGAGAGUCUACAAAAGAAUUGAUUGACAGCUAUUGUCUUCUAGUUGUGGAGAUGGGGAGAUUGAAGAUAACCAAGACCAAUGAGGAAUUGAAAGACAAAUUGGCAAACACAUUGCCAUAUGAUGAGUGGAGUACUUACUUGAUGAUGUUGAAGAACAAUUCAAACUGUGAAUUUGUUGGUGCUACAAUCUACAAUAAUACAGAUUUCAAAAAGAGGCUGUGUGCCAUUGUGUGGACCGAUUCAAUUCUACCUGUUAAGUUUGAAAGUGAGUGGGCUACCAUAAUAAACGAUUUUAACUUGGUUGAUCAUGAGUGGCUGCAGUCACUUUAUCAAAUCAGGGAUACUUGGAUACCGGCUUAUUAUCGUGAGGAGGUCAUGUUCGGGCUUAUGCGUACCUCUUCUCGUUCAGAGAGUGAGAACCAUUUCUUUAGACAGUUCUGUAACCCGGGUUGCACACUUGUCGAAUUUCUCGGGCAUUUUGAUUCUGCUAUUGAAGCUCGGAGACAUGAGCACAGGAAGAAUGACCAUGACACCAGAAAUACCAACGCUGAAAUAUGGGCUGAAGACUUUGUUUUGGAGGAUCAAGCGUCCAGGAUAUUCACACGCACUAUAUUUUUUGACCAGCAGUUGGAGAUACAAAACGGUAUACACAUAUGUGCUAUCGGAAAGUGGGAAAACGUGGCUGACUUCGUUAAUUUUUUUGUGAAGGACUGGGAACAACCAUGCACUACUUUCUUCAAGGUUAUGAUGCGGGAGGACGACAUGACUGUGUAUUGUACAUGCAAAAGAUUCGAACAGUUUGGGUUGUUGUGCUCGCACAUCUUUUGUGUGCUAAGGAUGCUUGACAUUAGGGAGUUUCCACAACGCUAUAUAUUACGACGUUGGACACGGGAGGCUGUUCCAAAUAGUGCCCCUGGUGCUAUUCUAGGUAUCAAUGAGACCGAGGAUCGUUAUAAUGAAGUUAACCGUGUUGUACGUGAGAUCACAGAUUCUACAGAGUCCGUUAUUAACAAGCUUGUCACCAACUUUGAUGCGCUAUGCUCGUUCAGGGAUCAUGUUGUUAAUUAUUUCAAAACUGCGGAUGAGUCGGUCGUCAAUGCUCCACCUAAGAGCCGUCGUGAAAGGUUUGCCGAAAUUACUGGUAACACAAAACCAUCUGAUGCAACUGUUCGUGUUCCCAUUGGAACAAGAUUCAAAGGUAUGGGUAAACCUAAACGGAUGAAGUCCAAACGUGAAAUUGCAUUAAGUCAGUUGGGUAAAAAAGAGCCGUCAGUGUCAAAACUGUUUUAG